CACUUCACAUUCACAAACCAUCAAACAACAAACAAACAUAGAAAGACAUCCCAAAGACACACAAAAUGACCACUCACCCAGGACUAGGAUCAUCUCCAUCAUCCCUAAACUUACUCAACACGAUCGAAACCAAUGGCACAGGAACAAUUUCAUCAGACACCAACGAUCCACCCACUUACCAAUCUGUUCCAAUCAAUCCAUCUAUACCUCCUCAAAACAAUUCAAUUCAAAAUAAUCAACCAAUUCAAAAUCAUACAGAAACUUCUAUUUGGAAACAAUCUUCUCAUCCUGUUGCUUUAUUCUUUCUUUACUUUUUUAGAUCUUUAGCUAUUACUACAUACGUUUUAUGUGGAUUCUUUUCAGAUUCAUAUGUAUUUUCAACAGUAAUUGUAGUGAUUCUCUUAUCAGCAGAUUUCUGGACGGUUAGGAAUGUUUCAGGUAGGGUUUUGGUUGGAUUGAGGUUUUGGAAUCAGGUAGAUGAGGAUGGUAGUAGUUAUUGGGUCUUUGAAAGUCGUGAUCCUUCACAACCUUCUAAUGCAGUAGACUUAAAGAUGUUUUGGACAGCACUUUAUGCUUUUCCAACGGCUUGGGUGGUUUUGUUUUUUAUUGGUUUAUUGAAAUUUAAUUUAUCUUUCUUACCGAUCGUUUUAUUGGCAUUAGUAUUUAAUUUUACUAAUACCAUUGGAUUUACUUAUGCAGAUCGAGAUUCGAAAAGGAAAUUAGGUUCGAGUGCUAGUAAUCUUUUAAAUAACUUUGGUGGUGGUUUGGUUUCAAGUCUUGCUAAAGUUAGUAUGGGUAAACUGUUUAAAUAAAUUAUUAAAUGAAAAUCUUCCAUAAGAAUUCAUGAUGAUGAAGUAGUAUGAUAAGAGAGAGAGAAAUGAGAGGAUUGUAGUUGAAUGAUGUAAUUUGUAGAUAUAGAUAAAUUGGAUUCUUGGUGUUAGAAAAACCUUCUUGGGAUUUUUUGGUGGGUUUGGCUUCGAAUUGAAAAAGUUAUUUAUUGAUUUAGGUUUUAUAUAAAUUAGAUGAUUUUUUUGAAGAAUUUGAUCAUGUAUGAGAU
Messenger RNA from Melampsora larici-populina 98AG31, 1057 nucleotides. RefSeq lists its product as uncharacterized. Lineage: Eukaryota; Fungi; Basidiomycota; Pucciniomycetes; Pucciniales; Melampsoraceae. Gene Ontology annotation, biological process: protein secretion; vesicle-mediated transport. The transcript has 5 exons. Gene Ontology annotation, cellular component: Golgi membrane. The record is from RefSeq and is a predicted model, not a curated record. The coding region runs from base 66 to 812 and encodes 248 amino acids.